AUUAGUCUCACUUUGUCACUGCUCUCAUGCAGAUCUUACAAUGUUAGCUGCCACUAGUUUAUAGAGACAUGCUUGCAAAGUGAAGGAGAAAAAUAGGUCAGCCAUCAUUCUCUGUGUUGGAAGAUGAAAUUUCAUGUCCUGGUUGGAAUUUUCAUUCUUGUUUUUGAUAUUCAGGAAGUGCAGCUGCAAGAAUGUGGAAAACCAAAGUUCAAUUCUCGGAUUGUUGGUGGAAUCAAUGCACAGCCAGGAGAGUGGCCAUGGCAAGUUAGUUUCCAAAAGAGUGGCAAGCAUAUUUGUGGAGGGUCACUCAUCUCUGACAGCUGGGUCAUAACAGCUGCACAUUGCCUAAAAGACUACAAUCAGAACAUGGAUCAAUACACCGUUGCCCUAGGAUGUUAUCAGUUUUCUCACCCUAACAGAAACCAGCUCACUAUGUCUCUCAAGCAGAUUAUUAUAAACGAGGAUUACACAGCACCAGCAAAGGGAUAUGACAUUGCCUUGCUACAGCUCAGUCACACCAUAGCUUACACAGACUACAUACGUCCCAUUUGUUUGCCAAGUUCAGAUGUCGAGUUUCCUAAUGGCUUGAUGUGCUGGGUGACUGGCUGGGGUAUUAACAGCUAUGAAGAAAUCACUGGGCAAGAUAUUCUACAGGAAGGUGAAAUUCCAAUAAUAAACCAGCCACAGUGUGACUGCCUGUACCACGUAGACACGCUAUAUUCCCCAAAUUACCAACAGGUUGAAAUGGAUUACAUUUGUGCUGGAUAUAUCAGAGGGACAAGAGAUGCAUGCCAAGGAGACUCUGGUGGACCAUUGAUGUGCAAAGAUGGUGACAAAUGGAUUCUAGCUGGACUUGUGAGCUGGGGGCAAUCAUGUGCAGUGACUAAUCGUCCUGGGGUGUACACACAUGUUCCUACCUUCCAGAACUGGUUACAGAGUAAAAUAUCUGGACUGAAGUUCUUCAAACUGAGCCAGACAACUGGCACGCUCUUUUAUAAUGGCAUCUGUACAUAUGGGCGGAAUGGAAUUGCAACUGUGUAUACCAAUAGCAGCUCCAUGGUACCUUCCAUGGCACCAAACAACAGUAGUAGAUUUCUUUACAACAGUGCAGUCACAUUCCAUUUCUUCUACAAACCUCUGAUAACAAUUAUACAGCUACUCUGUAUUUCAUUUAAAUUUUUAGGAACUGGAUGAAGCAAAAUAUAACACUGUCAACAGUAAAAACAGACUUCUCAUUUCCCCUUCAUAAAGCAAUGGUCACGAUUCUUGGCCCAAAUAAACUUGCAU
Molecule: messenger RNA, 1287 nt
Organism: Protopterus annectens (West African lungfish)
Lineage: Eukaryota; Metazoa; Chordata; Ceratodontiformes; Protopteridae
Product: serine protease 27-like
Exons: 6
Coding region: 124-1194 (356 amino acids)
Biological process (GO): proteolysis
Molecular function (GO): serine-type endopeptidase activity
Source: RefSeq, a predicted model, not a curated record